This is a messenger RNA of Closterium sp. Naga37s-1, 1209 nucleotides long. The record is from the annotation of a GenBank genome assembly. Lineage: Eukaryota; Viridiplantae; Streptophyta; Zygnematophyceae; Desmidiales; Closteriaceae.
AUGCGUGGCGAUCCACGUGGACACGCGAGGUUGGGUUCGGCGGAAGGUUCGCGCCGGCUGGUUUGUCGAAGCGCGUUGCUGGAAGACGAGUCGGACGGAGAAAGCACCAGGGAAUCACCGGCACUGAAGAAAGCAGUGCCGGGUGCCAAGCCAGGGAGCAGCAAGAGCUGGCAGGAGACCACCGCGUCGGCUGCUGCUGUAGCCGCCCUUCUUGACAGCGCGGCAGGCGGCAGCGUAGCAGAAAAGGCCUCACCUGCGUUUGCUUCGAGUGCUGCUGCUACAGGCAGCUCUGCUACAGCCGGUGCUGCAGGUGGGGCCGCUACAGGCGGUGCGUCAGCAGCAGGGCCGGCGGCAGCAGUGGUGGGCGAGUUCUGCAUCAUCGAGGGGCCGGACGCGCUGCAGGACUUUGCUCGCAUGCAGCUCACUGAGAUCCGCGACAACAUCACCUCCCGCCGCAACCGCAUUUUCCUGCUGCUGGAAGAGAUUCGCCGGCUACGCAUUCAGCAGGAGAUCAAGAACGCCGAGGAGAGCCGCAACAGAGCAGCAGCAGCGGCCGCACGGGCGAAGCUGGGGGGACUGCCAGGAGAGGAGGAGGAGGAGAUGCCCGAAUACCCCUCGUCCAUCCCGUUCCUUCCUCCCCUGAAAACGGAUACUCUGAAGGAGUACUACAUCACGUUCGCCUUCCUUGUUGCCAGCCUCAUCAUCUUUGGUGGCCUUGUGGCGCCCACUCUGCAACUGCGUCUGGGCAUGGGUGGCACGUCCUAUGAGGAUUUCAUUGCCAGCAUGCACCUGCCCCGCCAGCUCAGCCAAGUGGAUCCCAUAGUGGCUUCCUUCACAGGGGGAGCAGUGGGCGUGCUGUCAGCGCUGCUGGUGGUGGAGGUGAACAACGUGAAGCAGCAGGAGCACAAGCGCUGCAUGUACUGCCAUGGAUCGGGCUACUUGGCGUGUGCCCGCUGCGCUGCCACAGGGUCGCUGAUUGACGUGCAGCUGGAGGGGGAGGGGUCAGCAGACGGGGGUGCUGCCAAUGGAGCGCUGGCAGCAGCAGGAGGAGCAGGGGGGGCGGUUACCACUGCUCGGCGGCAAGGCAUGAAGGUGGCCAAGCGGUGUCCCAACUGUGCUGGUCUACGCAAGGUCAUGUGCCCUACUUGCUUGUGCACGGGGAUGGCACUUGCCACAGAGCACGAUCCGCGUAUCAAUCCCUUCGAGUGA